This is a messenger RNA of Penicillium angulare, 1308 nucleotides long. RefSeq lists its product as uncharacterized. Lineage: Eukaryota; Fungi; Ascomycota; Eurotiomycetes; Eurotiales; Aspergillaceae. The record is from RefSeq and is a predicted model, not a curated record. The transcript has 2 exons. The coding region runs from base 1 to 1308 and encodes 435 amino acids.
AUGGCAACCCCUGACGGCUCUACCCCCUUGAGUGAAGAGCGUAUUGAACGUGAGCAAAUGUCGAGGAAAAAUACGACCGAGGAAUUCUUCCUUGAUGCCAGUGUGCAAUUUGGUCCCACCAACUCAAUCCGUGAGCUCUUGAAGGACCCAGCUUCCCAAAAGACACUGAUGAACAUGAUCCAACGCCAAGUGACUCUAUCUAAUGACCGUACUGAGCCCGAUGCCAUUUAUCCCGACUCACUCCUCAUUGCUCUCUACCUAAAGAAUGAUUCCUUCGAUAACCUAGAGCUGUUCAGUCUGUACAUCAUCGAGUACUUACCUGGAAUGAAGAUGGCCAAUUACGCCGAGAGACUCAAGAUACUCAAUGCCAGUUUAGCAGCCGGAAAGGCUUGGGAUGAUGCCAUCGAGACCCCUCCAAAUAGCGUGGCUCAUGUGAUGUCUGGUUCCUAUUCUUGGUCUCAAAGUGACCAGCUUGGUUCAUCCUCUACCACUACAGAUGGUUUCUCUCCUGCAAACGGCAAUGAACCAAGAUCUUCACCCCGCCAAUCCAACACGAACACCAUCGAAUCUCAAAAUGCGAGAGGGUCUUACGAGCAAGAAAGUCCGCUGGUCAAGCUGAACAAAGUCUACCACCAGGCUCUUGUGGAUUACUACAUUGCAGACGCCAACAAGUCAGGUAUCUCGGAUAAAUCGACUGACAAGUUCUCCAACGUCCGUUUCUUACGUGAUACCGCUGAGAACCUCAUUCGUGUUGCAGAUGAGAAGGGGUUGCCACACACUGAGCUGUAUGAGGAGAUUAGAAAGGUCCGGGACUUCAGCAAGGAACAUGCAGAGUGGCUUAAUGGGGGUCGCAAACGUGUCUUUGAUGAGCGGCAUCGUUCCAGAGAACGGAGCCGUGUUAGAGGAAAUAACCGUGUUAGAGAUGAUUACCGUUUCCAGAAUGAGAGCCGAUUCAAAGAUGAGAAUCGCAACCAGGACGAGAGCCUGCCCAGAGACGAGAACCUGCCCAGAGACGAGAACCUGCCCAGAGACGAGAACCUUCCCAGAGACGAGAACCUUCCCAGGGAUGAGAAUCGUUUCAGAAAUGGACAUCAUAACAGUUACGGACAUCAUAUCAGAUAUGACAGUCGUACUAGACGUGGUGAUCGUAUCCAGCAGAUGGAACAUAUCAAGCCGGAAUACUCCAACGAUGCUAAUGAUCGUGACGCUUACUACGGUCACCGUUCUCCUAAACGCAGAAUGACUACUCACGGGGGACGAAGCAGACGGGACCGCUCGGAGAAAUACGAUUCCUACCGCCCAAACUGA